This is a messenger RNA of Pristis pectinata (smalltooth sawfish), 1490 nucleotides long. RefSeq lists its product as uncharacterized. Lineage: Eukaryota; Metazoa; Chordata; Chondrichthyes; Rhinopristiformes; Pristidae. Bases 81 to 1310 code for a protein of 409 amino acids. The transcript is spliced from 3 exons. Gene Ontology annotation, cellular component: nucleus. The record is from RefSeq and is a predicted model, not a curated record.
UCCGGCGUAGCGGACGCUGGUUUCAAGACCGCUGGACGAAAAUAAAACGGUCGCUGUGUUCGUGCUCGGAGGCGGGAGGGAUGUCGGAGCCGCGGGCGCCGAGGUUCAGUGAUGCGGCGCUGAAGGUGUUGGUGGAGCAGGUGAGGGCCCACAAGGAGGUUCUCUUCCCCUCAGAUGGGAGGAAGAUGCCUCGGCAGACGCUGCGCCAGGCCUGGAGGGAAGUGGCACUCUAUGUCAACCUCAAGAGUAUUACUCCCAGGACCUGGCUGCAGUGCCGCAAGAAGUUCAACGACCUAACCCGCACUGCACGGGACAAGUUGGCACACAAACCAAGGAAUCCGACUUGUAGUGGGGAACGGCCAGCCUCCAUUCAAGCCACCACUCAGAUGGAGCAGGAAGCUCUGGACAUCGUUGAGAUAUACAGCAGGAGAAGCAUUGAGAAUGGCGAGGCUGGAGGCCAAGUACCACAGGAUAUAUCCCAUUACUUGGGCCUUUCUGGGCAGGAGAUGGAGGAGGACCACCUGACUGAAGAUGCAUUGUCACCAGCUCCAUCCUACCAAUACACCACUGAACUCAACGUUUCCAGUGUGAGAGAUGGGACAGAUGGAUCAGCUCGAAGUGAAUUAUUCAGCAGUAGUGAGCAAGAUCUGGCCAUGGUGGAAAGGACAGUACAGGAGACAGAUGACCGAAGGGCAAGCUCCGAAUCGAGCUACACAGAGGAACACAGAGACAUGGAUUUGAGUGGUCCAGCAUUUAAAAGAAAAAUCUUCCAUGUUCAUCAUCAGUUACUUGAAGCUUUGGACAGUCUGUCUAGGAGCUGCCUAACACUGUCAGAGAGUGUAGAAGAGUCUGCUUCCAUACUGUGUGGUGUUCUGCCGCAAGGCCUCACUACUCUGCAGAAUACCAUGGAGAAUGUGGCCAACGCUUUGGAUGCUACAGUGAAGCCCUCUGUUCAGGAGUCAGUGAGCCCUGAAUUAGCAUCAUUGAUUGAGGCUCAGACUGGUGCCAUUCAGGCUCUGACCUGCACCAUUUCCUCUGGCCUGGAAAAGUUGGGGGGAUGUAUUGAUAGGGGUUUUAAUCAUGUCACAGAACUCCUACAGUCUACUUUCCCACAUGUCGGUGAUAAUGUUGAAUCACAGUCCCGUGGUAAUGGCACAAUGGGAGAGGCAUAUACUGCUGUUUCUCGUAACAAUAGUGUGCCUGCUCCUUUGCCCUGCCCUCAAUUCCAGGCUCCUCCAGUGACAGGAACAACACUACAGUCAAUGGUUAGGCCCCCUCGUGCUCAAACCCUGAGAGAUCGACGAUCAUGAACAUUUCAGAAGCUCUGACUGAGGCACAGUAGCCUUUCACCACAUAAGCUGAAACCACUGGGGAAUCCAUGUAAAAGAGUAGCAAGGAAAUCACUUAAAGCAUGUAGGAUGGCACUAGAGUGCUCAUGUAGGUUCCAUGGUAUCAAUAAAGUGCAAAAUACUUUGCAGUUUUAACUUUGA